AUGCAGCAGUGGCAAGUCGGUCCCGUACCGGACCUUACGUACUUCAGCAGCUCCAACACUCAUCAAAAUGAGAUGCACGCGCCUUCCCAUUCGUACCAGCAAGAUAUGGCGCGCCGCAACGAGCGGAUGGAUUUCCCGCCCUACGGCCAGCCUCAGCCUGGUCAGCCUCAUCAUCCGCCUCCGGUACAGCCGCCCAUGAACGUACCGCAGCCUCCCACCGGCCCGCCGCAACCGCAGCCACAGCAAGCUACUCCUACGCCUCCCGCUGGUGGUCGACGAAACAAGCGCCCCCAGCCGCCCACUUCGGCGUCGCCGGUUACCUCUGCGCCUCAGAUUCCUCCCACCUCGGUCACGGCUCCCCCUCAACCGGCGCCUCCUGGUGGCCCCGCCCAGCCCGCCGUGGACAACGCUGCCGCGCCGGCCCCAACUCCCCCACCCGUGAAGAAGAGCCGCACCAACACGCCAUGGACGCCUGCGGAAGAGCUCCGACUCAAGCAGAUGCGUGACGCUGGAAAGAGCUGGGCUGAGAUUGCCAAGACUUUCCCCACGCGUACCGAGGGUAGCGUCAAGAAGCACUGGUACAAGGACAUGCACUACGCUGAGUUCGCCGAGGACGAGAGCCAGGCCCUCCUCAAUGCCAUUAAGGAGUACGAGAACAGCAAGUGGAAGGUCAUCGGACAAAAGGUUGGCAAGCCUGCAAAGGCUUGCGAACAGUACGCCAAGGAACACUUUCCGGAGCUCUUUAACCAACCUAAGCAGAGAUAA
Scedosporium apiospermum is the source of this 765-nucleotide messenger RNA. RefSeq lists its product as uncharacterized. Lineage: Eukaryota; Fungi; Ascomycota; Sordariomycetes; Microascales; Microascaceae. Gene Ontology annotation, biological process: mitotic cell cycle; positive regulation of transcription by RNA polymerase II. The record is from RefSeq and is a predicted model, not a curated record. Gene Ontology annotation, molecular function: DNA-binding transcription factor activity, RNA polymerase II-specific; RNA polymerase II cis-regulatory region sequence-specific DNA binding. The transcript is spliced from 3 exons. Gene Ontology annotation, cellular component: nucleus. Bases 1 to 765 code for a protein of 254 amino acids.